Molecule: messenger RNA, 1773 nt
Organism: Ciona intestinalis (vase tunicate)
Lineage: Eukaryota; Metazoa; Chordata; Ascidiacea; Phlebobranchia; Cionidae
Source: RefSeq, a predicted model, not a curated record
UCUUAAACUCACUACGAUUGGUUUUAUUUUUAGAUCGCUACAAACUAAAUAUUUCGUACAUAUUUUAAAAAUGGAUAAAAAAUCGAUGUAUCGUCCUGUUAAAAGUUCUGCUUCCAAACAUGAAGUAAAAGGACUUGCUCAGGGAAAACCUUCACAACGGACCUCAAAUCUUAAGAUAACAAAUUCUUUAUCUGAAGCUCAUGGUGAUGUUAAUUCAAAUGAGAUUCAACCAGGUGAUGCUAAGAAAUCCACCAAAGUAAAAGUAAUCUGCCACGCCCCAGGUGUUGUCCAUUCUAACAUUGUGAAGAAAGCUGGUAAACCACAUACUGUAGCUGUGGAUGUUCCACCUACUAUUUAUAUCACAUCGGAAGAUGUAGAAAAUAGCAUUAGUGUUCAACAAGCUGGCCAAAGUGUUGAUGGAUGUCAAAGCCAAGGUGCAACAGCAACACUACAAGGUGAUGGUGUUAAUACGCAAAAUACUGAUCCCAAAAAAGUGAUCCAUCGAAAGAAACGAGGCAAAGUGAUUCAAUCUCGUUAUAUGCAAUCUGCGAGUUUAAGAAAAAAUGUAAAAUCAUUAAAAUCUGACUCUGCAGCGCCAAUGGCAGAUGAAAAAAGCUCAAACUCAGUAACAAAACAUGGGAGUUUGCCAACAGCAGUUCAAACACCGCCAAAGCAAAAGAUAAAACGAGAGAAAGAACUCAAUGCUAAAUCGUCCACCCCAACUGCUGGCUUCAAAUCUUUUUUCGAAUCCGAUGUUUCGACAAUACAAACGGCACAAACAACACAAACCAAUGAAAAAGUUAUCAAACCACGUCAACCCAAACCAGCAACCUCAAAUGAAGAAAUCACUCAACUGGAUCUUGACUUGAGGUUUGGCGAGUAUUUACGCGCAGUUUAUCUACAUGAGACGCUGAAGACAUCUGCAGAUAAUCGACAGAAAAAGGCGAUGAAUGAUCUGAGAAAGUUAACCGCUGUCAAUAUUUCAUUGGAAGAAGAAUUGACAGAGUUACAAAUGGAGCUUGCUACACUUGAACGUGAUUCAAAACUGAAUGAAAUGAUUGAAACACAAUGCAGUGUAUUAGGGCCAGUGGUUAAUCAAUUAACUGCUACUACAGAACGAUAUAACUGUCUUGCUGAAAACAUCGAUAGCACAAGACAUGGCCUUCAGUUAUCUGGGGCAAUGUUACCAGAUGAAAAGAGCUUGUGUGAAGUACUCGAGAAAACGAAUGAAGCAGCAGCUGAAACAAUAGCACUUUUAAGAACUCAUGUUGAACCAUGCUCGGAGGCUGCAAGUUCUUUUAACGAACUCGCAAAUCUAAUCUUGAAAGAACAAAUAAUUGCAAAUGAAACUAUGCUUAAAUUAAAGGAGGCAACUGCAAAGAGCAAUCGUGAAUUAAAUUUAAAAUAUCAGCUUAGCACAUUAGAUGCAUCGUAGGUGUUGAAUAUUGUAUUCCAAAAGACCAACAAUUAUUUAUUUAAAUAUUGUUUAUUAUUAGUAUUUUUUGUUUUUGAUUGAUGGUUUAUAUGAUUAAUAAAUUGGAAUUGCAUUAAACAAUUGUAAAAUUAAUAUAUAAACUGAAAUCCAAUUGAAGAACUGUGAAAUUAGUAUAUAUGUGCGCUACUGUUUCUACCGCACACUUUACGUUUGUACUAGCAGUAUAAAUUGCUUUUCUCGAGCAGUUGUUCCUUUGGGGAUUGUAUGUUUCCUUUAUACUAUUAUAGACCUGUUGGAAUGUCGUCUUUUGAACAUUUUUGAAUAAAAUCAUAAUAUAU